This is a messenger RNA of Trichoderma atroviride IMI 206040, 926 nucleotides long. NCBI's taxonomy places the organism in Eukaryota, Fungi, Ascomycota, Sordariomycetes, Hypocreales, Hypocreaceae. The record is from RefSeq and is a predicted model, not a curated record.
AGAAUUUGCCAUAAACGUUACGAUAAAACUACGACAACCCUAUAUCUCCAGCUUUUUCCGACGGUGCUCUUGGCGGUAUCCCCUACCACUGUGGCCUUGUCACGAGAUUUCCCUCUACGCGUUCCUGAGUGAGCCAUCGGGCGUUCCCCGCUGAAAGCUUUCAUCUCAUCAAAAUGAACGCACCUGAUCGUUUCGAGCUCUUCUUACUCGCCGAUGGCGAGAAGAAGAUUGAGGAGAAGGUUUAUUCUGGCAUGUCCAACACCUCUGACUUUGUUCUAAAGAAAGAGGAUCACACGCUGGGCAACCUGCUCGCUGAGCACCUCAAAGCCCACCCCAACGUCUAUAUGGCGGGAUAUAAGAUUGCUCAUCCUAAUGUCCCUGAGCUCUAUAUCCGCGUUCAAACAGACGGAACCAUUUCACCCCGCGACGUUUUCACGUCAGUCUGUGAAAAGCUCAUCAACCAGCUCGAGAUGUUGUAUCAAGAGUUCACUCGCGAGUGGGAGCUGAGACGAAUCACAAACACUGGAGACCAGGGUAAUAUGCCAUCGAAUGGCCAUUAAAAAGAUUUUCAUCGAAUCGUCUCAUAGACAGGCGUUAGGGGGGGGCAGAAAGAUUUGGGCUUUGCAUUUCGGUUUUGUUUGGACCAGGGGAAAAUGAGCUUUAUAUUAUUCAACCAAGAAUCUGUUUACAAGGAUAUUCAGGGCCAGCUUAAAAGUGGCAAUCCUUUCCGACAAUCGGAAACUAAUAUUCUGAGAUAAGACUGUAGUGUUUUUUUUUCCCUUGUCGUAAGGCGCGUAACAAUGAAUACAUAUGACUGCACACAGAGGCAAGAUUGGUAACCACGUGCUGAUUUGGAGAUAAAUACGCCUUAUGCUCUAAUUCCUCAAGCUGCGGCACCAACUGGUCCUUCUCCGCCAGGGAUCAAC